AUGGCCGAACCCGGGAAGAUCACCAUCUCUAUUGACCGCGGCGGGACCUUUACCGAUGUCCAUGCGAUUGUCCCCGGUCGCUCAGACAUUAUCAUCAAGCUUCUGUCUGUCGACCCUGCACACUACCAAGAUGCACCGACUGAAGGCAUUCGGCAGAUCCUUGAGCUUGCAACGGGCGAGCCACAUCCUCGCGGACGGCCGCUGAAGCUUGACCGCAUCGGUUGUCUCCGAAUGGGCACCACCGUGGCAACCAAUGCGUUGCUGGAGCGGAAGGGCGCUCGAUCAGUACUAUUUACGACGAAAGGAUUCCGGGACCUGCUCAAGAUUGGCGACCAGUCUCGCCCAGCCAUCUUCGAUCUCUCUGCAGCACGACCUGGUGUGCUGCCGGAGGGCGUGGUUGAGGUCAAUGAGCGUGUGGUUCCCUGCCAUUCCGCCGCCGACGAGAACUGCUUUUCCGGAGCCCGCAUUGUGGAAGGCAUCACGGGCGAGAAGUUCCGUGUGGUGCAAGAACUGGAUCUUGACCAGGUACGAUCAGACCUCCAGCGCAUAAAGGUGCAAGGCUACCAGUCCCUCUCGGUAGCACUCGUGCACUCCUUUGCUUAUCCCGAGCAUGAGCGCCAGAUCGGAGACCUGGCCGAGCAGAUGGGCUUCUCAGUCACGCUUUCCUCCAAAUUACAGCCAAUGAUCAAGAUUGUGCCUCGUGGCAUGUCGGCGGCAGCCGACGCCUAUCUCACUCCCGUUAUCAAGACUUAUAUCGACUCCAUUUCUGCUAGCUUUGAAGGCGGACUGGAGAAGCAGCAGGAAUGCCGUUUUGAAUUUAUGCAGUCUGAUGGUGGACUGGUGGACUUCCGCAAGUUCAGCGGGUUGAAAGCUAUCCUAUCCGGCCCCGCCGCUGGCGUGGUAGGCUUUGCGGCCACAAGCUGGGAUCCUGUUGAAAAGACGCCCGUGAUCGGCUUUGACAUGGGCGGUACAUCUACAGAUGUUUCACGUUUUGACGGUCACUUGGAGCACGUCUUCGGUUCUAAGGUUGCUGGGGUUCUCAUCCAGUCUCCACAGCUCGAUAUCAACACUGUUGCUGCCGGCGGUGGAUCCAUUCUGACCUGGCGGAACGGUCUCUUCUACGUCGGCCCCGAAUCGGCCAGCGCACAUCCCGGCCCAGCCUGCUAUCGGAAAGGAGGCCCUUUGACUGUGACAGAUGCUAAUCUGUUCCUCGGCCGAUUGCUCCCCGAGUACUUCCCUCAUAUUUUCGGGCCUAAUGAAGAUCAGCCACUGGAUACUGAAAUUACUGCGCAAAAGUUUCAUGACAUGACGCAAAAGAUUAAUGUUGAGCGCCGGCAUCAUUUCCAACCGGAGUACACGGCAGAAGAGGUCGCCCUUGGAUUCCUUAAGGUCGCAGAUGAGUCUAUGGCCCGCCCCAUCCGCAAUUUGACCGAGGCCCGUGGCUUCGAGACUGCUUCUCACCACCUAGCCUGCUUUGGAGGAGCCGGUGGCCAACACGCUUGCUCAGUCGCUGCUUCUCUGGGAAUUUCGCGCAUUAUCAUUCACAAAUACUCCUCGGUCCUGUCGGCGUACGGCCUGGCGCUAGCGGAAGUGGUCAAGGAAUCUCAGGAACCGAUUUCUUCUGACUACCUCUCUUCCCAUUCCAGCCUUCUUCAACGCUUCGACGAUAUGGCUGCUGCUGCAACCAAAGAGAUGCAGGGACAGGGUUUCCCGGCCAAUCAAGUGCGUCAUGAACAAUAUCUGAACAUGCGCUAUGAGGGUUCUGACACCAGUCUGAUGAUAUUGCGAUCCGAGGCUUCGUCAGAUUUCUUGGAUGAGUUCCGCGAGCGUCACCGCCGCGAAUUCAACUUCAACCCGGAGCGACCAAUCCUUGUUGAUGAUAUCCGUGUUCGUACCAUAGCCUCUUCCAAGGUCCGGACCGAGCGCAGCCCCCUGGUCCAAUUGAAGGAUGCCACCAUGAAGGAUGUCACGACCGCACAGGCCAACACGACUGCGGCCUACUUUGACGGUUAUUCCACACGUAUCGACACUCCAGUGUACUUGCUUGCCAAACUAGAGAAGCACAGCCGAAUCGCUGGCCCUGCCGUCAUCAUUGACCAAACUCAGACAAUUGUCGUCGCUCCAAAUGCCGUCGCGAACCUUCUCGAAACCUGCAUCGUUAUUGAUUUGAAGGACAAGCCAACCGUCUCUCCUCCCGAGACCCAAGUGAGCUCCGAGGUCGAUCCUAUCCGGCUUAGUAUCUUUGGUCACCGGUUUAUGUCCAUCGCCGAGCAGAUGGGUCGCACUCUGCAGAAGACAUCCGUGUCGACUAAUAUCAAGGAGCGACUGGACUUCUCCUGCGCUCUCUUUUCUCCCGAUGGUGGACUUGUUGCAAAUGCUCCUCACGUCCCAGUGCAUCUGGGAUCGAUGCAGUUUGCCGUUCGCUACCAGCAUGAGAAGUGGCUAGGAAACCUGAAGGAUGGCGACGUUCUCGUGGCCAACCACCCCAGCUGUGGUGGUACUCACCUGCCUGAUAUCACUGUCAUUACACCCGUCUUUGAUCGGCCGGGUGGCACGGAGAUCAUGUUCUACGUUGCUUCGCGCGGCCAUCACGCUGAUAUUGGUGGUAUCCUACCCGGGUCCAUGCCUCCCAAGUCGACGGAACUCUGGCAAGAGGGUGCCGCUAUCGAGGGUGACAAGAUCGUUAGUAACGGUGUCCUGGAUGAGGAACGUCUGAUCGAAUUACUUGUCACGAAGCCGGCACAGUAUCCUGGCUGUUCUGGUGCCCGCUGCAUUAGUGACAACUUGUCCGAUCUCAAGGCGCAGAUUGCCGCCAACACCCGUGGUAUCACUUUGAUCCAGACUUUGUUCGCCGAGUAUGGCGUGGAGACUGUCCAAAAAUACAUGUAUGCCAUUCAGGCGACUGCCGAGACUGCUGUCCGAAACCUUCUCAAGGGACUAUAUCAGAAGUUUGGCGGACAGCCGCUCGAGGCCGUCGAUUAUAUGGAUGAUGGCACCCCUAUUCGUCUGAAGGUGACGAUCGACGGCUCGAAUGGCUCUGCUGUCUUCGAUUUUGAUGGCACUGGACCCGAGGUGUAUGGCAGCUGGAACGCGCCCAUUGCGAUCACACACUCUGCGAUCAUCUACUGCCUGCGGUGCAUGAUUAAUGCGGAUGUUCCCCUUAACCAAGGAUGCCUGGCUCCGAUUGAUAUCCGGGUUCCUUCACCCAGUAUCUUGUCACCCACCAAAACAGCUGCUGUAGUGGGUGGAAACGUGGUCACCUCGCAGCGCAUCACCGACGUCGUUCUCAAAGCCUUCCAGGCUUGUGCGGCUUCGCAGGGUUGCUGCAACAAUCUGACUUUCGGCACCAAUCCUAAGCUUGAUCCUCAGACCGGAGCCGUCAUCACCCCCGGUUUUGGCUACUAUGAGACCAUUGCUGGUGGUAGCGGAGCUGGUCCAACCUGGAAAGGCGAGUCCGGCGUUCACGUCCAUAUGACCAACACACGGAUCACCGACCCCGAAAUCCUAGAGAAGCGAUACCCAACCCUUCUUCGCCAAUUCACCCUGCGAGAGGGCUCUGGCGGCCGGGGCAAGAACCCGGGCGGCGAAGGAGUGGUGCGCGACAUUGAAUUCCUUGCUCCAAUGCAAGUCUCGAUCCUUUCAGAGCGACGCGUUCAUCGACCUUAUGGCCUAGAAGGAGGUGAACAUGCCGAACCGGGCCUGAACCAGUGGGUCACUCGGGAUGCCGAGACUGGUGAAGAGCGCCAGAUCAACAUCGGAGGCAAGAACACCGUGUCUGUUAAGACACACGACCGGGUAGUCAUUAUGACCGCCGGCGGUGGUGGAUGGGGCGCCCAGGAGGCUGCUACAUGA
Molecule: messenger RNA, 3852 nt
Organism: Penicillium cinerascens
Lineage: Eukaryota; Fungi; Ascomycota; Eurotiomycetes; Eurotiales; Aspergillaceae
Product: 5-oxoprolinase
Exons: 2
Coding region: 1-3852 (1283 amino acids)
Biological process (GO): glutathione metabolic process
Cellular component (GO): cytosol
Molecular function (GO): 5-oxoprolinase (ATP-hydrolyzing) activity
Source: RefSeq, a predicted model, not a curated record